This is a messenger RNA of Trichoderma atroviride IMI 206040, 1815 nucleotides long. RefSeq lists its product as uncharacterized. Gene Ontology annotation, biological process: xanthine transport; transmembrane transport. Gene Ontology annotation, cellular component: plasma membrane; fungal-type vacuole. Gene Ontology annotation, molecular function: xanthine transmembrane transporter activity. The record is from RefSeq and is a predicted model, not a curated record. Lineage: Eukaryota; Fungi; Ascomycota; Sordariomycetes; Hypocreales; Hypocreaceae.
AUGGACGAAGGCACCGGCCCUUCAACCCUCACCCCCGAAACGGCCCCCCGCCGCUCCCUCUCCCGCCGUCUUCGCUCCCUCCGCCGCGCCUUCACAACCCGCCAAGGCCUCCUCGGCGACUACGACUAUGGCUUCCUCUUCCGGCCCAAUAUCCCCUUUCUACCAAAACCUCAAGGAUCAGCAAGGAGAAAAUCCCCCUUCUUCGGCCUCAAUGACCGCAUGCCCGUGUUUCUCGGCCUGUUGCUGGGACUGCAGCAUGCGCUGGCCAUGUUGGCCGGCAUCAUCACGCCGCCGUUGAUUCUCGCGGGAUCGGGCGGCGUCAAUCUGCCCGUCGAGCAGCAGCAGUAUCUCGUUUCGACGGCGUUGAUCGUGUCGGGCAUUUUGUCGAGUAUACAGAUUACACGAUUCCACAUCUAUAAGACUCCUUAUUACAUCGGAACGGGCCUCAUUUCCGUCGUUGGCAUCAGCUUCAGCAUCAUCCCCGUCGCCCAAGGCGCCAUCUCCCAAAUGUACGCCAACGGCUUCUGUCCUUCUGACGCCGCCGGCAACCCUCUGCCCUGUCCUCGAGGAUACGGCGCUCUGCUGGGAACCUGUGCAGUCUGCGCCCUGCUCGAAAUCCUGCUGUCCUUCAUCCCGCCUCGAAUCCUGCUCCGCAUGUUCCCUCCCAUCGUUACGGGCCCGACCGUCAUGCUCAUCGGCAUCAAUCUCAUCGAGAGCGGUUUCCAGGACUGGAUGGGAGGAAGCGGCUGUACCACCCAGAGCCUGUGUCCCAGCCCCGGAGCACCACACGCCCUGCCCUGGGGCUCGGCCGAGUUUCUUGGCCUGGGCUUCAGCGUCUUCGUCACAAUCAUCCUGUGUGAGCGCUUCGGCUCGCCCAUCAUGAAGUCCACCUCUGUAAUCAUCGGCCUGCUGGUGGGCUGCAUCAUCGCCGCGGCCUGCGGCUACUUUGACCGAUCCGGCAUCGACUCUGCCCCCGUCGCCUCCUUCAUCUGGGUACACACCUUCCCCCUGACCGUCUACGGCCCGUUGGUGCUGCCCGUCCUGGCCGUCUUCAUCGUGUGCCUGACCGAGUCCAUCGGCGACAUCACCGCCACCUGCGACGUCUCCCACCUCGAAGUCGACGGCAUCAUAUUCGAGUCCCGCGUCCAGGGAGGCGUCCUGGCCGAUGGCCUCAACGGCUGUCUCGCCGCCCUCAUGACCAUAACGCCCAUGAGCACCUUUGCGCAGAACAACGGCGUCAUCGCCCUCACCCGCUGCGCCAACCGCAGAGCCGGCUAUGCCUGCUGCUUCUUCCUCCUCGUCAUGGGCAUCUUUGCAAAGUUCGCCGCUGCCCUCGUCGCCAUCCCCUCAUCCGUCCUGGGCGGCAUGACCACGUUCCUCUUUUGCUCAGUGGCCGUCUCUGGCAUCGCAAUCGUAUCGCGAGGCGUGCCCUUUACUCGCCGGAACCGCUUCAUCCUCACCGCCGGUCUGGCCCUCGGUUACGGCGCAACCUUGGUGCCGACGUAUUUCAGCCACGUCUUUACUUAUUCGGGCGGAAACAAGUCGCUCCAGGGCUUUCUCGAUGCCAUUGUUCUCGUGAUGGAGACUGGCUUUGCCGUUACGGCUGCCAUGUGCAUGAUUCUAAACUUGAUUCUCGAGGAAGAGAUGGAAGACGACAUUGAUGCGGACGGAGACGACGAUGAUAUUGGCCUUGAUGUUGUUCGCAGCACUGGCCCUUUCCCUGCUAAAAAGUAUGAGCAGAAUAAUGACAGUGAUGAGAUUCAAGACAUAGGAGAGGGCGGCUCCAGUAUUAGAGGAGGAGAGAAACAAGCCUGA